AAUGCCAAUGCGCUCUCGACUGUAGACCAUGUUCGCAGGUCAGAGGAUGCGUAAAAAUGCGUAGUAACUGGAAUAGUAGGUGCUGGAAGAAGGGCGUCCGACUGUCAACACGUCUAAACUGUGCGCAUAGCGCCGAGCGCUGAUGUUCAAACCAUGGAGAAACAAGCUCUUGCAACGGCUCUGAGCGUGUCCAUGAGCGUUAUCUCUUUACUCUUGUUGGUCACCGCUAUCUUCACCGACCAUUGGUACGAGACAGACACCAGAAGGCAUAAGGAGAACUGCGACAAGUAUGGGUCGGAUUCUAACGACCAGAAAAACAGGGAGAUGCCAAUAUACCACUUGCCUCUUGUGGACAACAGCAACUCCAAACGGAACGUGGCGCUUAUGAAGCCGAUUCACGUCGGGAGUAGAGAGGAGGAAUUACUUGAGAACUGGAGGGCGAUACUGGGGAUGGGGAUUCUUGAGACGGAAUGUGGGCGUCCGUUGUUCUCCACAUAUUCUGGACUCUGGAGAAAAUGCUACUUUCAAGGCAUGGACCGGGAUAUCGAUAAACUCAUAUCAAAGGGUAUUGCGGACCGAUGCACAACUGUCAAGUACCAUUUCUCUCAGCCUAUUCGGCUUCGAAACAUCCCGCUCAACCUGACGAGAACCAUUCAGCAAGAUGAAUGGCAUCUCUUACAUCUGCGGCGAAUCACGGCGGGGUUCCUUGGGAUGGCGGCUGCCGUUUUGCUGUGUGGUAGCAUUGUGGCCACAGUGGGCUUCUUUUGGGAGGAGAGCCUCACCCAGCACGUCUCCGGCCUGCUCUUCCUCAUGGCAGGGAUCUUCUGCACCAUCUCCUUGUGCACCUACGCCGCCAGCGUCUCCUACGACCUCUCCCGGAACCCACCCUUCAUCUAUGGACUGCCCGGCGACGUGGACCAUGCUUACGGCUGGUCCAUCUUCUGCGCCUGGGUCAGCCUGGGACUUACCGUGGCAUCGGGCUGCCUCUGCACCACCUACCCCUUCUUCAGCCAAGCCAAGGCCCUGCACUCCAAAACCGCCCGGGAGUCCUCGGUAUGAGCUGUAUGAGCAGUGUGAGAGAAUUGAGCGCCCCCUGUAGAUUCGGAGGAUGAAUUGUUGGUGUGGACAUUCUGUUGCUGACUGAAGACCAAUAUAAGAGGAGAUGUUUUAUUUGUACGAAACCAGAGAUGAAACAUAGUUUCCACGGUGAGAUAUGGGAAUCUUGUUGGUCUUUUUUGUGGACUCUCGCCAUCCUUUAUCGAGGUGUUAUGGAAGGUGCAGCUGUUAGGAUGUGUUAUGUGUGUGUUUGCAUGUGCACACAGGCAAACUCACACAUACAUAUGGACCUACACAUGCGUACACAAGCACACACACACAGUCUCUCUCUCUCUCUCUCUCUCUCUCUGUCUCUCUCUCUCUCUCCAAGAUAUGGAGAACAAUAUGAGAGUGAAUAACAUGAAACGACGCAAAUACCCACACAGGCAUACCACACACAUAAAACAUGUGUGUAUAUAUUAGCAUAUAUACGAAAAAGGCAUAAUUCUUAUGGGUGGUUUGGUAAGGUUGAAUCAAAUGGACAUUGUAUAAAAAUACUAGUAUCACUUUAAAAGCAAGAACUCUCAUUUUUUUCAGAUGUAAGUAAUAUAUUUUCUAAACUCUUAAGUACAAAACUCUAAACUGAUAACAUGUGUAAUGCCCCCUAUCUUAUGUUCAGAACCUUUGAUUGUGCAUUCAUUGGGGUUUCUCACAUCUUUCACCCCUGAGUCAUUUAUGCAAAAUCAA
Salvelinus namaycush (lake trout) is the source of this 1782-nucleotide messenger RNA. It is a transcript of the gene tmem178, whose product is annotated as transmembrane protein 178. Gene Ontology annotation, cellular component: endoplasmic reticulum membrane. The coding region runs from base 154 to 1059 and encodes 301 amino acids. Gene Ontology annotation, biological process: regulation of cytosolic calcium ion concentration; negative regulation of osteoclast differentiation. Lineage: Eukaryota; Metazoa; Chordata; Actinopteri; Salmoniformes; Salmonidae. The transcript has 4 exons. The record is from RefSeq and is a predicted model, not a curated record.